Anthostomella pinea is the source of this 213-nucleotide messenger RNA. NCBI's taxonomy places the organism in Eukaryota, Fungi, Ascomycota, Sordariomycetes, Xylariales, Xylariaceae. The record is from the annotation of a GenBank genome assembly.
AUGAGCUCAUUUGGUCGCAACUUUAUCCCUUUCUGUAUCGCCGUCGUCUUCGGCGUAGCGAAUGGCUACUAUGCGUUUAGUCCCUACUUCAAGGACCAGAAAGAUACUCUUCAGAUGCCAAUAGCAAAGGACACAGCCGAGGACGCGAAUGUCAAGCGGGCUGCCGCACUUCAGCCUGGACAGCCACCCCGAGAUCCUCCGUCCAACCGCUAG